UCUGUCCCCGGAAGUAACGGUCGAUAGCUAGCUUGACCGGGACUCCGUUAGCCGCAGCGUUAGCCGUUCAGUUAGCUCUCCGGUUUACUGAAUGUUGUUCAAGAGCAGAAACACAUAACAUGUUUAGAGAAGAGAUGGACCGACAGCGGAAGCUGCUUGUGCAUGAAAGGAAGCCGGGAAAAAGAACAGAAAAAAGUCCCCACCCUUUUUUACCUUCAGAUGUACGAAAGGUGAUUGUUGGUGAAGAACAGCAGCAGAUGGUUUCACUCUCAACUGCAGUCGUCCAGCAGCUGUUGGUGGUUAAAGAAGAGGUUCCCCCUGAGCAGCAUGAGAGGAGUUCCAUUCUGGACCCAGAGCCCCCCCCACACAUUAAAGAGGAACAGCAGGAACUCUGGAGCAGUCAGGAGGGAGAGCAGCUUCAGGGGCUGGUGGAGGCUGAUAUCGAGUCCACCUUCACUCCUGUCCCUGUGAAGAAUGAAGAUGAGGAAGAGAAACCUCCGUCCUCACAGCUUCAUCACAGACAGACUGAACUAAUGGAAACACAAGCUGAUGGAGAGGACUGUGGAGGAUCAGAACCAGCCUCAGAUCCAGAUACACAUUUACAACCAGAUACUGAGGACAACACUAGAGACUCUUCUGAACCUGAGACUGAUGACAGUGAUUUUUGGAAGGAGACCAGAGAGCAUCCAUCAGGUUUAAACUCUCUGGAAAGUGAUCAAGUCCCUGUCAGUGAUUCCAGACGUAGUGCUCGAGAGAAACCGUUUAGCUGCUUUCAGUGUGGAAAAAGAUUUAGCUGUAAGGGGGACCUGAAGGGACACAUUAUAACUCAUACAGGAGAGAAACCAUUCAGUUGCUCUGAGUGCAAUACAGUAUUUGUGUUUGAAGAACAGCUUCAUUUACACUUAAUAACUCAUAAACGAGAGAAUUCCUUUAGUUGUUCGAAUUGUGAUAUGAGUUUUGAACAAAAAGUGAAUCUGACAAACCCCAUUGCAGUCCAAACAGGGCGCAAACUCUUCCUCUGCUCUGUUUGUAACUCAGGUUUCAGUGAUAGUGAGGCUUUAGUUCAACACAUGAGGAUCCACACGACACAAACACAGUUUAGUUGCCCAAUUUGUAGUAAAGAAUUUGCCUGGAGAAGAUAUCUGACAAAACAUAUGGAUAUCCACAAAAUCUACAGCUGCAGUGUUUGUUCCAAAAAGUUCACUCGCCGUUAUCAGCUGAAAUACCAUCAGUGUGUUGAUCGUCAGUCCUCAAAGCUUCAUCGGAGCAAAACACAAAAUGAAGUCCUCGUCAGUAAUGAUAGGUGUAAUACUGCUGAAAAACCAUAUAGUUGCUCUAACUGUGGGAAAAUAUUUGGCCAAAAGCACCAUCUAAAGAGACACCGGAGAUCUCAUACAGGAGAGAAACCAUUUAGAUGCUCAGUAUGUAGGAAGUAUUUUGCACGAAGUGACACGUUACAGACACACAUGAGCAUCCACACCGGAGAAAAACCAUUCAACUGCUCAGUUUGUGAGAAAACAUUUCUGCGCAAGGCACAUCUGAAGAGACAUAUGGGAACUCAUACGGGGAAACCAUUCAGCUGCUGAUUGUCUUGGAACAGAUACGUAGAGGUCACACACUACAUAGGAGUUCUCCAGAACCACACUGAACUCCAAACAUAAGAACAUGUUUAUUCAGAUUGUCUCUAUCAUGCGAAGCAACACAAGUAGGUUACAUUACUGUCUCAUUUUCUAGGCAAUUACUACUAUAUUAUUGGUUUUAUAUGUGAUUUUAAUGUAUUUAAUUUCCCCUUCACAGCACUGUUGUUUGGACUCUCUGGUUGUUUGGACUGUUGUUAUGUCUCUAGUGUGCAGCAUGUUUAAAGUCAUGUAGUUGUUUAAUUGUGUACAUCCUUUAUUCUUGUUUAACAUGGCCCACAGAUGACCCAUGCUUUUUAAUAUAUCAGUGAUUCUAAAUAUUAGGCAAACAAAUCUGUUUCCUUGUUUUGAUUACCACAAACUGUUCAUAGAGGGGAAUAUUUAGACUAUAUAAACAAAUGAGGACUAUGGCAUUGUUGAAAUUUUGAUUUAGAAAGAUUUAAAGGAAAUUCAACUUUUGCAUAUUUUAAGGGAAACCAAAUGUUUUGCAUUAAAUUCAUUAUUAUCAAAACACUUUUCCUGUUAUUUAACAUUAAUAUUUAAGAAAGGGAUAAAAUAUAUUUCUGUAAAUGUAAUCACUUUUAAUGAAAAUGUACUUUAUGACAUGAAAUGGUGGACAUCUUUAUGAUGUGCUCUAACAUUGUUUGUUUGCAGUUGAUGAAUGAAAAGUGCCAGAGCAUGGAAAACAUGUGUUUUCUAACAUCCUGAGAUCGACAGAAUAUUAUUAUUAUUCAGGUUUUUUUUUUAAAUCACAAAUCAUGAAAUCCCAAAGCCACCCUACAGUGAGAAUGACCCAGGUCCUGAUCCAUUUAAAGAAUGGUAGGUAGGUAUCAAUGUCUGGAAGCAGAUUCCGGCAGCUACUUGUAACAGUGGAGGGAGCGGAGGAGCUAGAGAACCAAGGUCAAGUGUAGGAAAUGUAUUGCUCACAUGUUAUGGAGACAUCAUUAAUUGACAUGUUAAAAUAACUUCAUGUUGUGGCCAACUAUGGUAGAAUAUAUUUUCAGGGAGAAGAAACACAAAGAAACAAGUGUGGAAUAAAUGAAGCAGCUC
Messenger RNA from Eleginops maclovinus (Patagonian blennie), 2687 nucleotides. RefSeq names its product zinc finger protein OZF-like. The record is from RefSeq and is a predicted model, not a curated record. NCBI's taxonomy places the organism in Eukaryota, Metazoa, Chordata, Actinopteri, Perciformes, Eleginopidae. Gene Ontology annotation, cellular component: nucleus. Gene Ontology annotation, biological process: regulation of gene expression.